This is a messenger RNA of Pieris napi, 6253 nucleotides long. RefSeq names its product protein boule-like (gene Boule). Bases 332 to 1093 code for a protein of 253 amino acids. NCBI's taxonomy places the organism in Eukaryota, Metazoa, Arthropoda, Insecta, Lepidoptera, Pieridae. The transcript has 4 exons. Gene Ontology annotation, molecular function: RNA binding. The record is from RefSeq and is a predicted model, not a curated record.
AACAACCAAUCGCGCUAAAACAUUGUACAUCUGACCCAGUUCUCUCGUACAGUAAAAAUAGCAGGCGACAAUAGCUCAAACACUAUUUUUAGGCGCGUAUCGCUAAAAUCUUAAGCAAGAACCUUAUCUUACCUUGUACCAACAUCUUGUUGAAGUCAGUUGAUGCGUACCGCACGGCGCAACUCACAACCUAUACGUACGGUAUAGCCUUAAAAAUCGAUAUUCCGCGCUUUAGGCCAGUACUCGUUCACCCUUCAAUAGUGCCGUUUUAGUUAUCGCUAGAAAAUUGUAGUUUAGUAAACAAGGGAACAUGUUUUAAAUUAAAAUUAAAAUGGAAGGUAAUUCGAAGCGUUAUAUUAGGAGUGAGUCCGCAAGUUGUGCCCAUAUGGUUGAAGAAAACACUGCGAAUAACAGAAAGAGCGCUGACCCUCAUGAGAAGCUGAAGGCUCUGUUGAACUCCCCGGAAGAGGAUACGGAUGACACCCUGCCACCAUCUGAUGCUCCCAAGUUCGGAACCGUUAUUCACAAUAGAAUUUUCGUCGGUGGAUUUUCAUUGACCACGACAGAUGAGGAUUUGUGGAAAUUCUUUUCGGGAUUCGCCACGGUGACCGCUGCUCGGGUGAUCUACGACAGGGCAGGGGUCUCCAAAUGCUAUGGCUUCGUUACGUUCGCCAGUCCGCGGGUCGCAAGGCUGAUUGUCAAACAGAGUGGUGGUGUCAUGUUUUCUCCCCUUGGACGGCUUAGAGUAGCUCAGGCUGUAAGAAAACAGAUAACUCAACUACCACUGAUCAGCUCCGAGGCAACACCGCUACAGGCACCACUGCACUGCUACCAGUUGAUCUGCCCACCCCUGGCGACGUUGCCUACGUGUGGGCCUUGUGAUCUUCCCCCACCAUAUGCAGUAUAUCCUUUGCCCUAUGAAAGGCACAAAACCUUUCCAGCGGCACCAGCCAUCUAUGGUCCACCAGCUCAAUUUGCGCUACUCCCGGCUCCUGCGCAGUACAGUGCGUGUUGCGAACCAGCGUGUUGUGCGCCUCUCGACAAACAGCCCCGCAUACCGCCGCCACCACUACACCCGGCAUUCAUUUACUAACUUCCCUCGAUUCAUGUAUAGCAUUAAGUUCUUUCUAUUAUUGAAAUCGCGUGUCUCUAAAGCUUUUACGACUAAAUUAUUCUGCAGAUUAUUCCUCAAAGAUAUUUUAGGUUUGUAUAUUAUAAGUUAUAAUUUUAAUAAUCUUAAAUUUGUGUAUUCUGCAUAUACUGUAUUAAAUUCAUCUAGAAUCCUUGAUAUUUAUCCUAUUUCAGGGGAAACGUAGGUAAUUCACGUAUCUUUUACAGUCAUUCCUUCGAGUCUUCCAAAGUUUAUAUGCUCAAAUAUUGUUUGUUCGCUACAUUACGGUUUUGGUUUUAAUUUGUAUGCAGAGGCGUGAAAAGCUGCGUCAUAGCUUUCGGACUCACCAGAAAAUUCGGUAGACAAUUUGCAUUUUACGUAUAAUACUGUUUUACUAAUAGAAGAUCUACUUCUCUAAUACAAAGCCUUGGUUACAAAAGGUUAUAUGUGAAGGUAUUCACAAUUAACCCUGAAGUGUGUCAUUUCUAAAUUAGCAGUGUACUUUAAAACAAGCAAUUAAUAAAGAAUUGAUGCUCUUUUAAAAAUUAUAAAGAUUAAAUCAACUAAUUAAAGGAAAAACAGAUCUUAAAAGAUAACCUUAACGUUGUUGUCUUAACGAUGGCCAGAAAUUUAAACAAGCUCCAACAUUUGAUUUACCGUUAACUGUGACGUAGUUUUAUAAAUGUAUGAUCUUAUUUUUCAAAUAUAUUUUAUUUAAUUUGGUAAGGGUAAGAUGCAAAGAAAGGGAUGUGAUUCACGAAGUGUUCAAGAGAUAAAAUUACUAUUGUGUUUUUGACAAUUUUGUCUUUAUUGGAGUGUAAUGAAAUGUGCAUCACAUUUCAAAAUUGUUGUUAAGGUAUUUAUGUACAAAUUGCUUGACCGCAGAACCGAAAUUGAACUAAAACUGUAAUUGGAUUGACAUCAAAAUCGCAAACACUGUUUCAAUUAAUUCAUUAUCAAUUCAUACAAUCCAAUUGCAAUUUGUGUUUGAAUUGAGUCAGAUAAAUAUUAUUGUGUAGUAUUCGGACACUUUAGUAUUAUGUAAUUUAAAAUGUUUAUGUGAUGUUCAUGAUUAAAACGUAAUGACACUAUAUAUUUAUUCGCUGUUAUAUAAAACUAUAUAUAUCAUUUGAAAAGACAUUACUAAACUAAUAAAUGUACCAAUCUAAAAAUGAAGAUUUGCAUAGUUAAAGCACAAAUAAUAGCAGUUUUAGAUUUUUUCCUAACGUUGUUGAUAGCUUGUUAUCCUUUUAAAGGAAUUUUAGUUAAUCCAUAGAAAUACAUUUAUUUGUUGUCCUAAGAUAGUACAGAGAACCUAUUUUUAAUAAUUUAGUUAUAUUAAAAUGAUUAUCUGGGGUCCAAAGUGUGAUAACAUCAAAUGAAUUCAGAUUAAAUUCACACACGAUUUCCACAAAUAGAUUUCUUGAAAAUAUUUUCGCGUUUCAUAUUUAGAUAACUAUGUUAUUGCAAAGGCGUGUUAAUCCUUAAAAUUAAACAACUGUCAAAGGAAUCUGACGUUUAUACACAUAAUACAAAGAUUAAAUUAUUGAUUUAUCUAAAGUUAAUUACCUCAAAUAUUAAAAAUAAAAUACAUUUAUUCUUGUCAAAUUCGAUUCCUAAUAACAACGAUUCUAAUUUAUCUCAAUCAUCGAAGUAGCACCCUAUGAAUAUUAUUUUACGCUAGUAUUGUUAUGUAAAAGGGCACCAAAUAUUUAUCUUUUAUUCAAAUUGAUAUCAGUUUUUUAGUUAAUGAAACUAUCUUCUACUUGAAUGGAUGCUAAGCUUCAAUAAGUGUAGUGUAACUAAAACGCUGUCAAUUUACUAUUUUGGACUUGUACUACUAUAAUAUUUAGCAUUUAAGAAUAGCACUAAUUACUUUAUGAUUUUUCAAAGAAAUGCACUGGUUUAUUUUGACAAAUUAUUUAACUAUUCUCGCCAUGUACGAUUUAAUUUAUAUCUUCAGCGUUAUAUACUCUAAAAUAUACUCUAUCGCUUGGAAUUUGCUUUAAAUAUAAGCCUCCUAUGUGUUCGUCAGCCAUUGUUCCCUGUUUAGUAGCGUCGGUAGUUGUCCUUCUGACGGCAUAUAUUUAAAGCAUUAAUCUAUUUAAACUAUGUGGCCUAGAUAUUUACUGCCUGACAUAUCGGAUAAACUAGAAAGUACUACGCUAUAGUAUUUUAUUUGUUGUCUGUAUAUAAUCUGUCGCUAGAUAUCUAUAUUUAUAUAUUCGACGAAGUAAUUUAGACAAUAUUAAUGUAACCGAAUCUAGAUAUCUUAUUGUAAGUCACUUCAUUACUAUUAUAUUAAGCGCUUAGAUUAAUGUGAUGUCUAUCGUGGUUGUCAAAUUUAAACUUUUUAAACUAUUUCUACAAUAGCAUGAGCCUCUUGUUGUCGGUGUGAAUUUAAAUAUAUUUCGUAAAUGUCUAUUACCGUGUUGCUUGAUGUCGUAUUUCAACAUUUACAGAUCUUCUAUCAUAACUUUUUGACUCUUAAAAUUGUACAAUUAUUCAGCUUUAUCAUACUUUGUUGCUUUCACUUUAAGAUUGUUAACGUUGUUAUAAUAUAGAUCUCAUAGGUACGUGUUAUCAUCAAUUUUUAAAUUAAAAUCGCCGUCCUGUGACGAACAUCUACUUGGUCUGAGGCCCUUCGAGUCUUAAAGGUGACGUUUUUGGUGAGGAUUUAUCUUACCUUAAUAAAAUAAACAAAUUAAUCUUAAAAAUAUGGUUCUUACUUAAUGAACAGGUAGAAAUAAAUGUUCACCAAAAACUGUUUUGUCUUAAGGCCCUGUUGUAGGUACUUUACACCGAUUCCAGUACAUGGAAUCGUAAAUCCGUCGAUAUUGAAGCGUAGAUAAUACAGGGACAAAGACAAUACAAUGACAAUGUGGUUGAAGUUGUGUUAAAGAGUACGGAAAGAGGAUUGUUCGUUACAUGUUCAAUUGUUUUGUUACUUUAGAUGUCAACACAUUUCUUAUUCAUUGCAGUAACAUUUAUCCGUAUUUUUAUAAUUGCUGCAUAUGAUAGAAGUUAAAGAUGUGUGUGAAAGUAUUUGUGAAAUUGUUUCUAACCUGCAACACAACGUUGUCAAAUACCUCUUUACAUUCAAUCACUUUGUCUACUUGUGUUCUGUGAAUAACAGAUUUAUCAUACAUUUACAAGCAUUCACUUGUUGGUUUAAUUCUGAACUUUAAACAGCAACUCACUAAAAUAGCAACAAAUUGCCCAAACAAUUUACAGCUUAUUUGUAAUUUUGCAUUUACAAAUUUUCCGUGCAGUACUAUCACGAGUAGCAAGUGAUUUGUUUACAUGAACCAGAUUUGAAUGUAAAUGAGGUUAUAUUUAGAAGGCUUUAUAUUUGUUAAAGUUUGUCCCCUACAUCAGUAAGAGUUUUUAUAUACCUUUACAAAUUUGUAGACAGAUGUUUGGUUAUGAUCGUUUUACCCUGUUAGACGCUAUAUCGCUAAUUACUUUUCCGUGGGGCGCGAACCUUUAUAGUAAGUUAUAUAUCUCCGGUUUACUAUGGAAUUGAACGAAAUGAAUAAAUACUUACUAUAGGGGUAGUCCUAUCGAUCUGUUCGUAGUGACAUGUCAUAGCUGUAUUGUAACUGUUGACUACUUAUAAGAAGUCUAUUUUAAAUGCUACGCGUCGGUAACUGAUAUACGACCAUUUAGUCUGAUGUUUUAAAAUGAUAAUAAAUUCAAGUAAAAUUUAUGUGUGAAUCUAUUUAUCUGUAUUUGUAGAUCUAUAUACGUAAUAUUCAUAAAAAUCUAAAUGUUAGAUGCUGGUGAAAAUUCCACAAAAUAUUCUAAGAUUAUAUUAUUAGAUUUAAUUAGAGUAAAUGCUAUGAAAAAUGAAAUAUUAGCAAUGCAUACAGUGAUCAUAAUCUGUCAUUACGCACAUAAUAAUUAUUAUACGAAUUAUGAUAAGAGAAAUAUUUUCUAAAACAUCAUCAUCGAAUGUAUGUAGGAUUGUUGAUAGUUAUAUAUAAUUGUCUAGCUAUUAUAUGUGAUAUUGUUAUUGGAUUAAUAGAUAUUUAAAAGGCUAAUAUUAAUUCUAUAUUCUCCUUGUUGACUUUUGUGUAUUAGAAUUUAAGACAUUCUAUCAUAAGAGGUCAAGACAAGUGGGAUUGAUACUGGUGUGUGAAUUAUUCGUUUUUUCAAAAUCACUGGCUUUUCUCAGUAAAAUACAUUUACAAAUGGAAUUAAAAAUAUAAUUAACAUCUAAGCUCACAUCUAUGCACAAUACGUCAUGAUUUACGGUAAAAAAAUACAUAUACCAGAUUAAUUGAAUUUUGAGUGCAUUAAUAAUCAUAUAAUUGAAGCGAAGUUGGAUUAUUUUGAAAGAUUGAAUAUAUAUAAUUGUGUGUAUAGGCCGUAUGAAAUUGAUUAAGCAUCAAAAGACAUUUAUAGAAUUAAUGUAGAUACAUCGAUUUGCUCAAAACUUUUGUUGUACCCUCCUAUUACUUUUUACCGACAUAAUAUAUUUAUAUAUACAUCUAGCCCAGUACUCAUUGGAUACCAAACUCUAGAUAAAGAUGUAUUAUUUUUUUUUUCCCAAUGUUUUGAUAAUAACAUACGUACUGAUAAUAAACGAAGAUCGAACGCAAGCCUAGGAUCGGAUCACGUGCUCGUGUCAGGGUUGCUGUUGACCAAUCAGAAGCAAGCGAAACGCACUAUCGUUUUGUGUUUCGUUCACCUGCCUGGUCUGUAAAAAUUAAGCUAACUCAGCCGACAUUUCUUUGGCCGUUCGUAAAAUUAUUAUUUAGUUUAAUAAUAUUACAUUGAGCAUUGGCAAGCAGCUUUAGUUUGACGUGUGAUAUAUAUUUAUUGACAAUAAAUAUUCAAAGGAUUAUUAUCAUUAAAUUGUGUCGGUAAAUAUCCGUCAAUACUUGUGGACAUGCUUGUUUAGGUGAAAAUCACUUAAUCUGGCUACCUCCAAGUAGAACCUUUAAGAUGAUACCGUAAAAAUUAUUUUGACAAAACUGCAUGUUCGCGUUCUUUCCAUGUAUCGCAAUAAACAAUGAAGUUCAUAUCAGAAUCGCAUCGAUAUACUAUAAUAUAGGUAUAAGUACAAUAAAUGAAGCAAUAACAAAUAAUGUACUGUAAUGUAGGUAAGUCACGUAUAAUAAAAUAAUUAUAAUUUAA